Hypoxylon fragiforme is the source of this 978-nucleotide messenger RNA. Its product is annotated as regulator of volume decrease after cellular swelling-domain-containing protein. The record is from RefSeq and is a predicted model, not a curated record. Lineage: Eukaryota; Fungi; Ascomycota; Sordariomycetes; Xylariales; Hypoxylaceae. Gene Ontology annotation, biological process: mRNA cis splicing, via spliceosome. Gene Ontology annotation, cellular component: spliceosomal complex; cytosol. Bases 1 to 978 code for a protein of 325 amino acids. The transcript is spliced from 2 exons.
AUGCUUCCUCCUACCGUCAUUCGAAGCUGCCCGUCGGCAGACAAUGACUUUCAGCCUCUCAGUGAAUAUCAGACACAUACCCCGGAGACCUUUUUCGACGGGAAGCCAAUCUUGUAUUUUCACGAUGAGAAUGUCAAGGCGUGGAUCUCUGCAGAGAAAUACGAAGAUCUCUUCUUCUUCUCAAAACCUUCCGCUGAUGAUGAUACAUCCUUAAACCCUACCCCCCCAGAGUCCUACGCACUGGAAAACAAUGGGGGAAGUCAUUUCCACGAGGAGAGAGUCGAGGCUUUUGUUGCGUCCAGCAAGUUAAUUCUCUUCUCGCACAAGACCAAAACGGGUAUUGAGAUACCUUACCCGUCCAUCACACUCCAUGCAAUCAAGAAUUUCCGUCAUGUUGAGAAACCUGAUGACGAUUCAUUCAAGUUCGCUGGGGUUUACAUGCAGCUUGAGUUUUCAAGAGAGGGUGGAGACGAUGAUGAAUUCUCUGACCCUAUUGAGCUCACUCUCGUCCCCUCCAAGGCCUUGCCAAAAGAGCAGCCCUCUACAGAGGCGCUGAUCGUUGACCCUCUCAAUAACGAGAGGACCAACGCAUUAUUUAACCAGAUAUCGGCGUGCUCUAACCUACAUCCUGAUCCCCAAAACGAGGGAGAGGAAGAUGAGGAGGGAGACGAGUUCGACCGAGUCAUCUUUGAAGGAAAUGUUGAAGGAGAUGCUGUGGAUGGACUACCUGGUGUGCUCCGAGGUGAUGCUAAUGGUGGCCUACCACCUCCGAUGCCGGGAAGCAGUGGUUGGAUUACUGCCGACAACGUGAAUGAAUAUUUCGACGAGGACGGCAACUGGAUCGGAGAAACUGGCGUGAGUGGGGAGCUAGGAGAUGGUGCGGGCCGGGUUCGAGGACGCGAUGAGGUGGAAGAAGAUGGCCCAAAUGGGCAAGAUAACGGCGACGAUGCGGAUGCAAAACGGCCGCGAACGGAAUAA